CAGAAAUGAAGGCCUCUCAUUGGCUUCGAGGAGGUCCAGACGUCCAUGGUCCCGCCUUCCUGCCAGCCCUGCAUUCCCUUAUCCUGCUGUGUGUUAGCCUAGCUCCCUCUUCCCUCAAGCUGAGGGGGUGCGUGAGGCGGUCGGAGCGCAGGGAUGUCGCGCGCUUUCCCCUCUUCUGGGCACCUCUGUUAGCGGGGGCCGAGCUGUCCGCCCAUUCGCUCCUAGAGGGAGUUCUUCCCUCUGGCCUGGUCCGUGUGUUAAGGCUUCCCGGACACCUCCUCCCCAGAGCCCCCAACGGGCAGCCAGAGCGGCCCCGACCAGCCUCCUCCCCGCUCCCCCCUCAUCCCCCCAGCGGUGUGUCUCCUCUCCCGGUCUUCAGUUACCUCAUAUUCCAUCUUUUCACCCCAUUUGGAAGGGACCAGAGAAAGACACCCCCCCCUCCCCAAGAAGACCCCUUUGCCAGCCGGUGUUUCGGGGUGGGGUUGGGGGGCGCUGCGAAUAGGCCUGGCGCCCUUUUGUGCACGUUCAGUGCCCAGCAGUAUCUCCCAGACCAGCAACCCCCGACCCUCCAGUCUCCAUGUCUUAGAGAAGCCAAAUUCGAGAGUUAUAUAAUUUCUAGUGCUGCUGUUUUUCCUGCCUGAGGAAACACUUCAUCGCGUGGAGGGUGCAGGACAUUUCUGUGCACUUCUAUAUAAGAACGGGGUGUGGGCAGGGGUGGCCAGCGGUAGCAGAGAGAUUUCUUGUCUUUUCUGCAAAAGGAAGGUGGGUAGUUUGGAGAAAGAUAGAAAGGGUGGAUGUGGAAGCCAAGCAGCAGAACUCUCAUUUAGGAAAUCGCGAACCGUUUGCACAGCUUGUGCUCACAUGCCUAAUACUACUACAUCGUCUCAGAAAACACCUUUGGGGGAAGGUUUGACUUCUCUCGAACAGUCUCAGUGUUUUUCCUCGCCGGAUAGGGAGCUGCUUGGAUGCGAAGAGAUGGCAUGAUGUGAAUGACUCCAGUGUGAAGAAAUCUGCUUCGCCAACUCAUCCUGCAUCAAGUGCCCAUUGAGUAGCACUGUCACUUUAAUGUCUCCAUGCCAAGGGAUUGCUUUCCUUCUUUUCAAUCCUCUCGGUUAAUACAUGGGAGGAUCAGAAUCAGAGGGGCAUUAAGGAUUAAGCCUGAGGGGCUUGGAGAGCACUGAAGAAAAAAAUGAAAGUGACAGCAAGCUGGAUCCUGUCUUACUGAGGGGGUGAGAUCUGGAACUUCUGGUCCAGUAAAUAAAAAGGGGGCCUUUCAGUCUGUGUACUGCCCCAGAAAACUGUUCAAACUCACCCACCUUUUUAGACACCAGAGUCAAAAAGGUUUUUAAAAGUAUUUUUUGUUGGGGAGAUUAAAUUUUUCUCUAAAGAAUUGAGAAUCUUUAUCAUCAACCAGUUCAUCUGAAUUCGAUCAUGUAUUGAGUAAUGAGACAGCUGUAUAAAUUUGGUUUGUGCCUUAAUUGAGUUAGUCAUUGAAUUCCAAAAAUGUUGAUGCCUGAAGAAGAGUUUUAAUAACACUUUCUAUGCUUACGAUAAUUUUCUCAAAUUUUUUUAACAGAAUAAAUAUUUUAUAAAAAUCGAAAAACUCAAGGUUAUUUUUUUCUGAACUCUGUGGGCAGUGUCAAAAGUUUAAUUGUGGGGAAAAAUACAUCAUUUUUUUCCUUAUUGAAAGAGAAGACAGCCUGGAUUUCAAAAUUGAACAGUGAAGUGGUUUGCAACAGUUACCUGGCUCUUGGCCUCAGUCCAGCUGGAUCAAGUUGAGACCUGAAAAGAUCUUGAAUCCUGUGGCAGUGGACAGACCCAAGAAUGCCAGUCAAGAAGAAAGAUACUGACCGAGCUUUAUCAUUACUGGAAGAAUACUGCAAAAAAUUAAGGAAACCAGAGGAACAGCAGUUGAAAAAUGCUGUUAAAAAGGUGAUGGGUAUCUUUAGAAGCAGCUUAUUCCAAGCUCUGCUAGAUAUUUAUGGAGCAGCUAUGAUGUGUCAAACACUGAUAAAGAUGCUGGAUUUGAUGCAAGCUAUAAAACUCUAGAUCUGAGAAGCUCACUGAAUCCACAGCAGGAUAUACACAAGGAAAAUCACACCAAGGCACAUUAUAAUUAAAUUGCUGAAAACAGUGAUAAAGAGAAAAUCCUAAGAGUAGCCAGAGAAACAAAGACACAGACAUCUUGUCAGGAACUAUGUAAGCAGAAGGACAGUGCAAUGACAUCUUAAAAUUGAUAAAAGGAAAAAAACUGUCACCCUAGACUUCUUUAUCCAAUAGAAGCAUCCUUCAAAAAUGAAGACAAAAUAAAUAUAUGUUUCAGACAAAACAUAUUUUGGGAAAAUUGAUUAUAGGCAGAUUUGUACUACAAGAAAUGUCAAGGAAAAUUCUUUAAGAGGAAGACAAGUGAUAGGAGAUUGAAAUUUGGAUGUGUGCUAAUAAAUUAAAAAAAAAUUAAAAUAUUAAAUGAGUGGGCAAAAAUAAAAAAUUUACCCCCUAUUUCAAAAAUUUAAAAGAUAAUUAUCUAAAGCAAAAAUUAUAAUAUCUAGUAGGAUAUAUAAUAACAAUAGUAAGGAAGGAAAUGGAAUUAUACCACUGUAAGACUUAUACUAUGCCUGAAGUGGCAUAAUAACAUUUGCAGGUAGACCAUGGUAAAGAUCUUCAUUAUAAAACUUAGGACAAUCACUAAAAGAAUAAAACAAAGGGAUAUAGCUAAUAAACCAACUGUGGAGAUAAAGUAGAAUUCUAAAAAGUACUUAGGGAAUCAAAAAGAGGUAAAAAGAUGGUUUAGAAAACAGGUCAAACAAAACAAAUAGCAAGAUGGUAGAUUUAAAUGCAAACAAUCAGAUUGCCAGCCAGGCAAAAAAUGAAAAAUUUUACUAUGUGCUAUCUAUAAGAAGUCCGCUUUAGAUAUAGAUUCACAGGUUAAAAGUAAAAACAAGUGUUAGACACUAAUCAUAAGAAAGAUAGAAUGGCUUUCAAUUUAAGGCAAUUUAGGGAUCAGGACAAGGUAUAUUACCUGGGGUUAACAGAGGUAUC
Molecule: messenger RNA, 3039 nt
Organism: Panthera uncia (snow leopard)
Lineage: Eukaryota; Metazoa; Chordata; Mammalia; Carnivora; Felidae
Product: disks large homolog 1-like
Exons: 4
Coding region: 1825-2049 (74 amino acids)
Molecular function (GO): protein binding
Source: RefSeq, a predicted model, not a curated record